AUGGCAACACAUCAAAAUGACCACGACAUACCCAUAGCGGUGGUGGGUAUGGGCUGCCGCUUCCCAGGAGGCUCGACGAGCCCAGAGAAAUUCUGGGAUCUCUUGUCGAAAGGCCGAAGUGCCUGGUCUAAGGUUCCUGCAAAACGAUUCAACCAGGAGGCCUUCUAUCAUCCAGCAACUGAAACGCCUGGCGCGUUUAAUUCCAAAGGUGGACAUUUUUUGAAAGAAGAUAUCGCUGCGUUUGACGCACCCUUUUUUAAUAUAAGCCCUCUGGAAGCCAAGGCAAUGGAUCCCCAGCAAAGGCUACAACUCGAAACCGCCUACGAAGCACUUGAAAAUGCUGGACUACCUAUGGAUACUGUCAUCGGAAGUAACACCGCCGUUUAUGUUGGGAUCUUCAACGGCGAUUACGAGCGAAUUCUGCACAGAGAUCCCGAACGAAUGCCCUUCUACCAGGCAACUGGGACAGGUGCAGCCGUCUUAUCAAAUCGAAUAUCUUACUUUUUCGAUCUGAAAGGUCCAAGCAUGACCAUUGAUACCGGUUGUUCUGGGAGCAUGGUCGCUCUGCACCUGGCUUGCCAGAGUUUGCGUACUGGUGAAUCCAGACAAGCCAUCGUUGGUGGCUCUAAUCUUAUUCUUGAUCCUUCACAAAUGAUACCCAUGAGUUAUUUAAAAUUUUUCUCGGAUGAAGGCCGAUGCUACACGUACGACAAACGCGGGGCCGGAUAUGGUCGAGGUGAAGGUGCGGCCGCUGUUAUCCUGAAGAGAUUGGAUGAUGCACUUAGAGACGGCGAUCCGAUUCGCGCCGUGAUCCGGAAUACGGCCGUCAACCAGGACGGCAAAACCCCUGGAUUGACCAUGCCCGGUCGUGCUGCUCAGGAGAGCAUGAUCCGAAGCGCUUACGAGAAUGCCCACCUCAACAUGAAGGACACCGGUUAUUUUGAGGCUCAUGGUACAGGGACGCCGGCCGGAGAUCCAAUCGAAGCGGGGGCUAUAGCAGCAACACUUGGAAGGGCUAGACCCCCCGGAAAUCCAAUAAUCGUUGGCUCAGUCAAGACGAAUAUCGGUCACCUGGAGAGUAGUAGUGGUAUUGCCAGCCUGAUCAAGACGAUCUUAAUCCUGGAAAAGGGCAUGAUUCCCCCUAAUUUUAAUUUUCAAGAACCCAAUGACAAGAUACCUCUUGAAGAAUGGAGGAUCCGCGUUCCACAACGGCUUGAGCAAUGGCCAACCACUGGCCUGCGACGAGCUUCAGUUAACAGUUUUGGAUAUGGCGGCACCAACGCACACGUGAUUCUUGAUGAUGCAUACCAUUAUCUCUCCUCUCGGGGGCUGGAUGGCUUAAAUAGCACAACUGUGCUUGAUCACCCCAACGGAAGGUGUCCCGUCAAUGGAUCUCGCGGCCUCAAUGGGUUUCAUGGCACCAAUGGACAUGGAACUAUCUCUGGCCUCCCAGUAAACUCUACCACCACUGGACGGAAGAGAGUCUUUGUAUUGAGCACACGACACAGCAAAUCAACAAGGACAUUAGCAUACAAUUUGAAGACGUACGUCAGCCAGAACACAAGUAUAGAGCAGGAGCAAUUUCUCGAUGACAUGGCCCACACGCUUUUCGCGCGACGCUCUACCUUGGAAUGGAGGUCUUCUAUCACGGCAGAUAGCUCUUCCACUUUGAUCUCCGCUCUGGAUGACGACGGACUAGAACCUCGCAUGGCACUGAGGAACCCUAAGCUUGGAUUUGUGUUCACGGGACAAGGAGCACAGUGGUAUGGUAUGGGCCGCGAGCUUAUACAAGCCUACCCAGUAUUUGCAAAUUCUCUUGCCAAUGCCGAGAAGUAUUUCACCAGCUUUGGUGCUCCGUGGCUACUUCUGAAUGAAUUAUUGCUGUCAGAACAGUCGUCUCGCGUUUCAAAGGCUUCAAUAGGACAACCUCUCUGCACUGCAAUUCAGCUUGCACUCGUAGAUUUACUGGCAUCAUGGAACAUUAAGCCUUCUGCGGUGACCGGUCACUCUAGCGGCGAAAUCGCGGCAGCCUAUGCGUCUGGCGCAUUGGAUUUCAAGGACGCUUUGAAGGUUUCGUUUUACCGUGGACAGCUGGCGAACACGAUUCCUGAAAAGGCUUCUCAUCUGAAAGGAGCCAUGUUGGCUGUUGGGUUGUCAGAGGAGAAAGCAAGAAGAAUCAUUAACCAGUUGGAGGGUAAAGGGGGCAAAAUGGUGGUAGCAUGUGUGAACAGUCCUUCGAGCGUCACUGUCUCUGGCGACGAAACUGCCAUUAUCGAAUUACAGGACAUACUGGAGGCACGAAUGAUCUUCAAUCGCAGACUAGUCGUCGACACUGCAUACCACUCCCAUCAUAUGGAAGUCAUCGCUCGGGAGUAUCUGGCUUCACUCUCUGACAUACAGCCACAGAAGACUUCAGAGUUCGUGCGUUUCGUUUCUUCAGUCACUGGCCGGCAAAUGGCAGGCAACGAACUGGAUGCGGCGUACUGGGUUCGGAACAUGGUCUCCCAAGUACGUUUUUCAAUGGCCCUUGAAUGCAUGUGCAUUCGGCCUGCCGAAAAGCAACUCGGUCAAAGCUGGUCAAAAUACGCAGUGGAUAGUAUCGUCGAGAUUGGACCGCAUUCUGCACUGGCAGGACCAAUCAAGCAAACACUGAAAUCAGACAAAUUGCAGGAUGCGAGAAUCAGGUACCUCUCUGCUCUAGUUCGAGGAAAGGAUGCUUGUACGACAGCUUUGGACGUGGCUGGGACGCUGUUCACCGAAGGCUUCUCAGUCGAUCUGACCUCAGUCAAUUUCCCGCAUGGCAGAGGUAAGAGAAAUGUUCUUGUGGAUCUGCCAUCCUACCCCUGGAAUCAUGGAACGAAGUACUGGGAUGAAUCUCGCCUUAGCUCUGAGUACCGCUUGCGAAAGCACCCUCGUCAUCCUCUUUUAGGUGUACCUGCUCCAGACUACAACCCGCUGGAACCCAGAUGGCGGAACGUCAUCCGUCUAUCAGAAUUUCCCUGGCUUAGAGGGCAUGUUGUACAGUCGAGUAUUGUGUACCCAGCAGCGGGAUAUGUUGCCAUGGUAAUCGAAGCAGCUAAACAACGACAUGUUGGAAGUGGACGUAAGGAUCACAUCCUCAAGUAUGGAUUUCGCGAUGUCAACGUUGGCAAAGCUCUCGUGAUACCCGACACCCCAGAAGGCGUCGAAUUAAUGUUGAGCAUACGGCCAUACGCACGCACAGCCCGUGAUUCUUCUGACACAUGGGACGAAUUUCGCAUCUUCUCAUUUGCAGAGAAGGAAGGCUGGAGCGAGCACUGUCGAGGUCUUAUCUCGCUGCAAUUCAAGGCUGGUUCUGCUGACUUCGAAGGCGACCGCGAGACGCAUUUCGCUGCCAUGAAACAUGCGGAUAAGUUUUCGAAGGCAGAAGCGCACUGCAAAGCGGUUUUGGAACCGAAAGAACUUUAUGAAGGGUUGGCGAAUCUUGGUCUCGAAUACAGCGGUGUCUUCACCGGCGUUGUGAGCAUACGAGCUCAGCCAAACGAGUCACUUGUUGUUGUGCAGAUUCCUGAUACCAAGAGCAUGCUGCCUGGAAACUUUGAACAACCUCAUGUCUUGCAUCCUGCAACAUUAGAUGCUUGCUUUCAGACCAUAUUCUGUGCGAUGAUGAAAGGGGUCGGGAUUACUGACACAUUAGUGCCCACAUUCAUCGAGGAAUUAUCUGUCUCUGGGAAUAUCAUCAGCAAGCCAGGUCACGAAUUCAAAGUCUUGUCUUCCACUACUGCCUCAGGGUUGCGUGGACUCAAGGCAGACCUUGUUGUCGCAAACGUCUGUUCCACAGGGCUACCACUCAUCAGUAUACAAGGACUGAAAUGUACCGCUCUUCUCGGAGGAGGGCCAAAUGAAACCCUUCCUACCAGCCAAGAGAAACGAAUGUGCCAUAAGCUCAAAUGGCUACCAGAUCUGGAAUUUCUAGAAGCAACGCAGAUUAAAGAGCUGUGCAAGAAGAACUUGUCAGAUGAAUCACACGCAGAUAUGCUCUGGGUGCUCAACGCAGUUACAGAUCUCGCGAUCCGGGAUACACUCAAGUCACUUGAAGGAUGGGACAAGACUCUGUUAUCACUACACCAUAAGCACAUGUACGAGUGGAUGACAAAGUACGCCAACGAGUCACCAGCACACCCCGGGUCUAAAGCUUGUGAUUUACGAAGACGUGCAGAGACAUUUGGAUCUCAUGGUGAAAUGACCCUGCGCAUCGGUGACAAUCUCACUGCCAUCCUCAAAGGGGAAAUUGAUCCCUUAUCUGUGAUGAUGGAAAAGAACCUUCUUUAUCAAGUCUACGCAGAUGAGAGCUCACGCCGCUGCCACGUCCAGAUGAUUGAAUAUGUGGACAUGUUAGCACAUAAACACCCUGAUAUGAAGGUCCUCGAGAUCGGUGCGGGCACCGGCGGGACAACAUUGCCUAUUUUGAAGGCUUUCGGAGGGGGAUCGCCUGGAAGCGGCCCUGCCCGUCUGGGUCAUUUUGACUUCACUGAUAUAUCGAGCGGCUUUUUCGAGAAAGCAGAAGAGCUAUUGAAGCCGUGGGAGGGGCUUGUCAGUUUCAAAAAACUAGAUAUCGAGAAGGACACCAAGGCUCAGGGUUUUGAGGACGCCUCCUACGACUUGAUUGUCGCUAGUAACGUCCUUCAUGCCACAGCAGUAAUGGAUGUCACCAUGUCGAAUGUCAGGAGACUUCUCAAACCAGGUGGGAAACUGAUGCUCUCAGAGAUUACACGACCAACCCCAUACAUCGGCCUUGUCUUCGGCACCCUCCCAGGCUGGUGGCUGGGCGCUCCGGAUGGACGAGUCGAUUCGCCGCUCAUGAACGAGGAAACCUGGGAGGCCACUCUGCUCCGGAACGGUCUCACUGGACUUGAUCUUUGCCUGCAAGAUUAUCCUGCAGAAAACUGCAAAUACGCCGUUACGAGCGUGAUCGUCUCGUCUGCUAAGCCGGUCACUCCUCAGCCUGCUUUUUCACCUGUUGAGUUGAUCUAUGGACAAAGGUCUGCUUCAAUCAGUAUUCCCUUGGCGAAGCUUCUCAACGCCAACCUGACGACACUAGAAGAAACAUCUGCUACUGGAAAAGUGUGCGUGGUCUUACCAGAAAUGCAUGAACAUAUCCUAAGCUCCGGUAGCCCAUCUCAAUUUGGGGCUAUUAAAAACAUGCUUUCGACCGCCAAAGGUGUGCUCUGGGUCACACAAGGAGCUGCUAUGGACUGUACAGCUCCCGAUAACAGCCUUAUCACUGGUCUUGCUCGGACAGUGAGAAAUGACAAUGAGGCUCUUAGACUCGUUACACUCGACCUGGACCCUGACAGCGGACGUUCCGACGCUGAAACCGCUGAGAUUAUCUACAAUAUCUACAAAUCCGCUUUCAAUGACGCUACGCAAUGCGAGAGUCAAGAUUCGGAAUUUGCUGAGCGUGGUGGUAAAGUUUUCAUUCCUCGACUGGUCGAGGAUUCGGAACUGAACACCUAUUUGAAAGCGAGCACUACUGUCCGGGAUCCAGAAGUUCAGCCUUUCUUCCAAGAGGGACGAGCUCUGCAUCUUGAGGUUGGCCAACCCGGUCUUCUUGACAGUCUACGAUGGGUAGAUGAUGAGACAGUCCUGCUUCCACUUGCUCCGGACGAGAUAAGGUUGGAGCUCAGAGCAGCAGGUAUCAACUUCCGUGACAUAAUGAUUUCACUUGGACAGCUCGAAGGGACAUCGAGGAUGGGCGGAGAGUGUGCCGGUGUUGUGACGGAUGUCGGAAGCAACAUGACCAAGAAGUUCAAGGUCGGUGACCGUGUCUGUAGCUGGGGAGCAGGUGCUUAUGCCAGCUCUGCUCGUGUCCAUGGCCCAAGUGCGCAGCAUAUCCCUGAUGAUAUGAGCUUUGAAACUGCCGCCUCGUUGCCGAUUGUCUACACCACAGUCUAUUACUCCCUGGUUUACCUUGCUCGUCUGCAAAAGGGAGAAACGAUCCUGAUUCACUCCGCCGCUGGAGGAGUUGGCCAAGCAGCGAUCAUGCUGUCGCAACAUAUUGGUGCCAAGGCGUUCGUCACAGUUGGUAGUGAGGAGAAGAAACGUUUCCUCAUGGACAACUACCAUGUCCCCGAGGAACGCAUCUUUUCCAGCCGACAGACCACAUUUGGUGAAGGUAUUAAGCGGUUGACGGGUGGGAAAGGGGUUGAUGUCGUGCUCAACUCCCUCACUGGUGAGGGAUUCAGGGAGACGUGCAACUGCGUAGCCUACUUUGGCCGCUUCAUUGAGAUAGGCAAACGAGAUGUGCUUAUGAAUGCACGCAUGGACAUGGCCCUUUUUGAUAAGAACGUUACGUUCUCUUCCGUUGAUCUGACGAAAGUUUGCGAUCACGACGUCAACCUUGCUGGGAGAUUAUUCAAAGAGGUGUUUGACUUGAUACGGCAAGGUUCGGUUGGAGCUGUAAAGCCAGUUACCAUUCUACCCCUGUCUGAGAUCGAGACUGCUUUCCGCCAGAUCCAGGCUGGCAAGCAUAUGGGUAAGAUCGUGCUUCAGGCUCAGCCAGAUGUUCAAGUCAAAGUCAUUCCUCGCUCCCCUGCGUCCGUGAAGUUUGACGACAACGCUUCCUACUUAAUCGUUGGUGGCCUUGGUGGUCUAGGCCGGGUUAUCUGCAAAUGGAUGGCCAGCCUGGGUGCAAAGAACAUCAUCAUCCUUAGUCGAUCAGGAGUGAAGGGUUCUGCUUCUGUUACUGUCGCAAAAGAGCUGAAGGAGGCCGGCGUCAACUUGGCCGUACACGCCUGCGAUAUUGGUGAUUAUGCUCAAGUCAAAGCUGCUUUGGAUAUCUGCGCAAAGAAUAUGCCACCGAUCCGUGGUGUGAUCCAAGCAGCCAUGGUUCUGAAGGAUUCAACGCUUGAGAACAUGACCUACGAGGAUCUGCACACUGCUCUUCGGCCCAAAGUUCAAGGAACCCUGAACAUCCACAAUCUCGUACCCCAAAAGCUCGACUUCUUCAUCACGCUCUCCUCAGGCGCCGGCAUCGUUGGCAACCAUGGCCAAGGCAACUACGCCGCAGGUUCAACGUUCCAAGACGCUUUCGCCCGCCAACAAGCCGGCAAGGGUCUCCCCGUCCGCUCCAUCGAUCUCGGGAUGGUCGAGGGCGCCGGCUACGUCAGCGAGAACCUCACCUCGAUGACCUUCCUCCAGAACCAAGGUUUCGUCCCCGUCGCCCUCAGCGAGCUCCUCGCGACCUUAAACUACGCCAUCACCAGCCCCCCUUCAGACAUCGACUCCUCCCAGCUAAUCGUCGGGCUCCAACGUCCCGACGCCGCCACCGCCGAUUCCACGAGCCUCUUCUCCCGCGAUCUCAAAUUCUCGCAAUUCGUAACCCUCGCCUCCUCGGGCCCCAGUAGCCCCUCCAACACCAGCUCUCAAACCUUCGACGUCCAGAAAGCUCUCAAGGAAGCCUGCUCCCAGCAGAGCGCCGGCGACAUCAUCGCCAACGCCAUCCUCGCCAAGCUCUCCAAGGUGCUGGCCGUGCCGCUCCAAGAUCUCAGCGCCGCGCAGUCCAUCGCGCACUACGGCGCCGACUCCCUCGUCGCGGUCGAGCUCCGCAAUUGGUUCGCGAGGACCCUGGAGGUGAAUAUUCGGAUCCUGGAUCUGUUGAGCGCGACGCCGAUUAAUGAGCUGGCGGCCAACAUGGCGACGCAGUCGAAAUUGGUGGAUCCGGCUUUGUUCGUUAAGGCGGCUUGUUAG
Molecule: messenger RNA, 7728 nt
Organism: Amorphotheca resinae ATCC 22711
Lineage: Eukaryota; Fungi; Ascomycota; Leotiomycetes; Helotiales; Amorphothecaceae
Exons: 8
Coding region: 1-7728 (2575 amino acids)
Biological process (GO): fatty acid biosynthetic process; secondary metabolite biosynthetic process
Molecular function (GO): fatty acid synthase activity; oxidoreductase activity; phosphopantetheine binding
Source: RefSeq, a predicted model, not a curated record